Messenger RNA from Poecilia latipinna (sailfin molly), 831 nucleotides. It is a transcript of the gene rpp21, whose product is annotated as ribonuclease P subunit p21. The coding region runs from base 91 to 564 and encodes 157 amino acids. Gene Ontology annotation, biological process: tRNA processing. The transcript is spliced from 5 exons. NCBI's taxonomy places the organism in Eukaryota, Metazoa, Chordata, Actinopteri, Cyprinodontiformes, Poeciliidae. The record is from RefSeq and is a predicted model, not a curated record. Gene Ontology annotation, cellular component: nucleolar ribonuclease P complex.
UCGGAAAUCCAUCGUCGAAGUAUGAAGCUCCAAACUCAGAUGCUAAGAAGUUGAACGCCAGUAAAUAUCAAUUUGAGACCUGAAUUCGUAAUGGCGUUCCAUUUGAAAGACAGAGAAGCCUACGAAAGACUGAACUAUCUGUACCAGGCUGCUCACUGCGUCUUAUCUCAAAACCCAAACAACGUGGAGCUGGCUCGGUUCUACUGCUUCACACAGAAAACGAUAGCAAGACGGCUGGUUCUCAGGCAAGACCCAUCGGUGAAGAGAACUGUGUGUAAGAAAUGCUGCUCACUGCUCAUCCCUGGUGUUACUGCCACAACAAGACAGCGGAGAAAAAACAAAAAGAAUCGUUUUACUGUAGUGAGAUGUCUCAGCUGCGGCCAGACCAAGAAUCUACUGAAUAAUCCAGAUCAUUGUUUGUGGGCGGACCGACCUGAGGCGCAGCUGGUGCAGCGGAAACAAUCUGAUCCAGGCUCUUCAGCUAAAAAUCAGCCUAAAUGCCCAAAAGCUGAUGGGUCCCAGUCUUCGAAAACACUUGAUGCUCAGAGUUCUACCAGCACAUAGUUUGUUGUUGUUUUUUUUUGUUUUUUUUUUUUUCAAAUAGAAAGCAUAAUUUGGAUAAAUCCAGUGCUAAGAAGUUUUUUUUUUUUUUCAUUUAAUUUAUUUCACUGAAUACAUGCUGCAAAUUGCGCAUUUUUUCCACAAGUUUUUUUUGUCUAAAUAUAGACAACAAAGAUGAAGCUAAAAAAAAAUUUUCUUUCACAUUUUUUCCAAAUAUUUCACAUGAUGCAUCAUCCAUUGCUGUUCAGUUAAAGUAAACCUCUUCUAACC